CUGACACUUAUUCAACACUGCCACCUUAAGCAGAUUACUUUUGCGCUCGCCUGUGUCAAAUACGUGCUUCACUUUGCCUACAUCCAUCAUGUUUGGGAUGCUCCAGCACCACCUUCACCCCGGUGUUCUUUUCUUCUUCUUCUUAUGGCUAUGCCAUCUCAUGGAAGAUCAAAAAGUUCAAGCUGGAAACUGCUGGUUGCAGCAGGGGAAGAACGGGAGGUGCCAGGUGCUGUACAUGCCUGGGAUGACCCGAGAGGAGUGCUGUCGGAGCGGGAGACUGGGGACGUCCUGGACCGAGGAGGACGUCCCCAACAGCACGCUCUUUAGGUGGAUGAUCUUCAAUGGCGGAGCUCCUAAUUGCAUACCGUGCAAAGGUGGAGAAAGCUGCGAAAAUGUCGACUGCGGACCCGGUAAAAGGUGCAAGAUGAACAGGAAAGGUAAGCCGCGCUGCGUCUGCGCUCCAGACUGUUCCAACAUCACCUGGAAAGGUCCGGUGUGCGGCUCAGACGGCAAGACCUACAAAGAUGAAUGCGGACUCCUGAAGGCGAAAUGCAAAGGCCACCCCGACCUGGACGUGCAGUACCAAGGAAAAUGCAAGAAAACCUGCCUCGGUGUCCUGUGCCCGGGAACCACCACCUGCGUCGUGGACCAGACAAACAACGCAUACUGUGUGACGUGUAAUCGGAUUUGCCCCGACGUGGCGUCGUCUCAGCACUACCUGUGUGGGAACGACGGGAUCACCUACGCCAGCGCCUGUCACUUGAGAAAGGCCACCUGUCUCUUGGGCAGGUCGAUCGGUGUGGCAUAUGACGGAAAAUGCAUCAAGGCCAAGUCAUGUGAGGACAUCCAGUGCAGUGCAGGGAAGAAGUGUCUGUGGGACGCUCGGAUGAGCCGGGGUCGCUGCUCGCUCUGCAACGAGUCCUGUCCGGAGAGCAGGACGGACGAGUCGGUGUGCGCCAGCGACAACACCACAUAUCCCAGCGAAUGUGCCAUGAAGCAGGCUGCUUGUUCUAUGGGGGUGUUGCUGGAAGUCAAGCACACAGGAUCUUGCAACUCUACAUCACUCCAGCUAUAGGAAGCAGAAAGGACUUGGGAAUGGAAGAACUUGCAUGACUUUUGUCUUUGUCGCCGAUUUUUUGUUCUUGUGUUCUUGAUUUUUUUUCUCACAUUUUUUAAGUAUUUUUUGGAAAGCAAGUUAAGAGAAAAGUGACUGAACGAUUCAAUCCUAUGUAAGUUGUCUCUAAAAGCCUGGGAGGAAAGAUAAUUUUAUCAAAUAAGCUCAAACACUAGAAGAGACCUAGUUUGCUUGCUGUGGCGCAACCCCAGAGCUGGCCCAAGGCGUAAGGGAGCUGAGUUGCUGCUGAGGACAUCCAGGCCAGCAGGAGGCCCUCAAGGGAGUCUCAGUUUGCUUUGAUGUUUGAACUUUUGAUCUGGGACUGAAAUAACACCCAAUUUAACUAUGUUCCAACUACAAGUUUGAAAACCAGUUAAAGUUGCUAAUUGUUGUAUUAACAGGGUAACAAAGGAAGAGCAUAACGCUGCCCAGUUUAAUAUUGUAAAAUGCUGUAACUUUAUUCAUUUUUAACCUUAAUGAUGAUGUCAUUUAAAAGACCAUUACAUGCACUUUCAAAUGCAUUUGUUUUGACAUAUAAUAUAUUACAUAAAUAUACCUCAUACUUGAGGUGACAUGUCGGUCAGUGGGCAAUGGUUUUAGCUGUAAGUGGGCUCCCAAAUCACAUUCUGCUUUGGGCUCCUAAAACCUUUGGCCAGCUCUGGAAUAUCCUGAAACUUAAACCUAGUUAGAGUCGUAGUCAUGCUAGUCGCCUGCAGAAGCAGGAAGCCUUAAAUUUCAUGCAGUAUCUCAUCCUAGAGAUCACAUUACUACAGCUUGUAAAUUCCACGCUCACACUGCUUGAUUCUUAGAAACCUUUUUUCUUUAUGAUGUUUUUCUUUUUAUUGCUUUUGGCUGUAAUCAAUCAAACGCCCUAGAAAUAUUAGCUCACAACAAGCAAAAGGUGAUUGUAAUGUUGGUGCUGCAUAAAAAAGAACCUUAAAGAAGAUCCUUUGGACACUCAGAAACCUGAAAUAUCUAACGUACAUUCCAGUUUCCGAAUAUUUGGGAAUGUUCUUUUUUUCUUCUUAGUUUCUUUCACCUGAAAAAAAUCUCUUAAGUCGUAUUUAAAGUAUGUAUUGGACUGGUGACCAACUUUAUGAUCACCUUGUGAGCUAAUUACAAAUGUGAUUUGUUACUGUAAACAGGAGAAGCUGUUUUUUGAGCAGGCUUUUACUGUCUGCACUGUUGUAAUUAAAGAAAAUGUAUCAGAUAUUUUACAUCCACUUUAAGAUAAUGAGGGACCCUUCUUUUUUUUGUAUUGUCGUUCUUGCGCUUGCUUGCGUGCUUUUUUUUGUUUUUGUUUUUUAAAUGUAAAUCUAUGUAUAAAAGCAGAAGAAAAUACCUCAGAACUGUGUUAAUGACAUUUAAUGCGUUGGCCACAGCCCUGGACGUUUGCACCCUGACCUUCCAUCUUAAUCAGAAAAAAGCUAAGCAAAUUGGAGAGCAGAUGAACAAAUUUUUUUGGCGUUAUAUAUGUGUUUUUGCUUUUCAAGAUUCUGCCAAAAACAGAACAGAGCUACUGGAGCAUCAACCCCAGUGUCCUUAUAUCUGUAUAUCCCUCCUUGUGAUUCCCCUUUCAACCUUUUUUACCCCAUUCUGUGGCACUGACGUGCUUGAUUAUAUAAAUGGACAUUGUAUAAUUGGUGAUUCUUGCAGCCAAGUAACACAGACAUUUUCAUAAAAACAACUAACAAACAUAAAAAAAAGUGUAAGACGUUUUGUUGUGAACCUUUUUGACAUUCACUGAUAUAUUCUGCGCUGUUGUAGUCCGUAUUCAUACAACAGCUACCAUGUAUUCUCCCAUUUAGCCAUUACAGAAGACCAGGAGGAGGAUGAGGAAGAUGGGGACUCAGACUACAAGGCCUAUGUCCAUUUAUCUUCUCUACUGGAUGGAUAAGCUCCCAUCAGUAUAGAGGGGGGAACUUUUCCUAGGACAAGGAAUCAUGUCCAUACUGUACAUUAUGUGUAUGCUUAUUUAUUUUUUAAUGAAAAAAGGAAGUAUACAUAUAGUUCAGUCUGCUAGAUGUUUAUUUAUACUGUUUUUGUGUUUUAUAAUUUAUACAUUUACAUUGUCCAGCUUUCACUUAUCAUCAUAUAUUCCCCCCGUUUUUGUUGUUGUUAUUUUACUUCCUUUUUUACCAUGAAGAAUUAUAUCUGUCCAAAGAAAAAACAGUGUUAUUUAUUUGUCAUUUUACCAUGUAAGUAUAAGUCAUCUACAAGCUGUAAAUUGCAUUCCCUGAGCUGUAAAAAACCUGCUUGUUUCUGUCAAAUCUCUAUCACAGAUGUUUAUGUCACACAUACGUAAAUGCAUGUUUAGGCUGUGUGUUUAUUUAUUGGGUAUAUAUAUCAAUCAUUUUAUGUACAUACAUUUAUUUUUUUUUACAGCUAUCAUAACUGACCAAAGGAUGUUCUCUCACUGGUUUGAGCAUUGCAAAUGGUGCAGGAAUGAAAUGGAAAAGAAAAAAGAGAGCCAAUUGUGUUUCUUUUCUCAUACUUAUAUGAAUUGGUUUUAGUCCUUUAUAUUUCUUUUUAAAACCUGAAAACGUGAUUCCACAACAUUUAUGUAGUCUCACAACAUUGAAGCAUAGUCAAGAUUUUGGACAACACUUGAUCAUUUUGGAAACAAUGUGCCAUUAACAUUUGUGAACUGUCUACUUGCCAAUGUGCUCCGUAUAGCUCUCACAGAGUGACAGUAGGAUUACUUCUCUGCAGUACUCUACUUUGUACCAGACUCCUUUACCUUGUUUAUGUUUCCGUUUUUCCCCUCUGACUGCAUUUUUUAUUAUUUUCAAACAUCACUAGAGAAAUACAAAAUUCUGUUAUGAAUAUAUAGUUUUGUAUUUUUAUGUAAAUGUCAUAUGUACAUACAAAGUUUGAUGGUAUUUGUACAGAUAUGAGGAGUGAAACAAUAAAAUCUUUUCCU
Gambusia affinis (western mosquitofish) is the source of this 4037-nucleotide messenger RNA. It is a transcript of the gene fsta, whose product is annotated as follistatin a. Gene Ontology annotation, biological process: negative regulation of activin receptor signaling pathway; multicellular organism development; cell differentiation. The coding region runs from base 89 to 1075 and encodes 328 amino acids. Gene Ontology annotation, molecular function: activin binding; protein binding. NCBI's taxonomy places the organism in Eukaryota, Metazoa, Chordata, Actinopteri, Cyprinodontiformes, Poeciliidae. The record is from RefSeq and is a predicted model, not a curated record. The transcript is spliced from 6 exons.